AGUAAAGCGCAAAAGAAAUCCGGAGAACAAUUCUGUGAAUACAAAACCCCUCCAUCAAACUCUCUCCCUUGGAGUCUGAGAUCAGAUCGAGCUUCAGCCAUGGGCGAAUCUCUAGUGAAGCAGAUUAUCGAGAAUCAAGUACUAACUGUAGCCAAGGCAGUGGAGGACAAGCUCGACGAGGAGAUCUCCGCCCUAGAUCGCCUCGAUCUCGACGACAUCGAAGUGUUGAGAGAGAGGAGGAUUCAGCAGAUGAAGAAGAUGGCGGAGAAGAGAAGCAAGUGGCUUGCUCUUGGCCAUGGCGAGUACACUGAGAUCUCUGAGAAGGAUUUCUUUGCUGCUGUUAAGGCUAGCGAUCGCGUUGUCUGCCACUUCUUUCGCGAGAAUUGGCCUUGCAAGGUAAUUGACAAGCAUUUGAGUAUUCUAGCAAAGCAACAUAUAGAGACACGCUUUAUAAAAGUUCAUGCUGAGAAAAGUCCAUUCCUUACUGAGAAGCUGAGGAUAGUUGUACUACCGACCCUUGCUCUCGUAAAGAAUGCCAAAGUAGACGAUUAUGUGGUGGGAUUUGAUGAACUUGGAGGUACUGAUGAAUUCAGCACUGAAGAUCUGGAGGAGAGGCUCGCAAAGUGUCAAGUUAUUUCAUACGAUGGUGAAUCCUCCAUAAGCAAAAUCAACUCAGACACAAGCAAACGAAGCGUUCGACAAUCAGAAAUUUCUAAUGAAUCUGAUUCUGAUUAGUUUGAGGUAAUCACAUUUUGCUGAUGCUCAGAAGCUGGCGUUGAGAUUCUACAAAUUGUAUGCCUAGUUUACUAUCGCUUUUGCAUCCCCCUCUUUGUUUAAUUCUCCAUAUUUAUUAGAAGAGGUUCGGUGUAACAGGACGUUAUUAUUAAGCUUAUAGUAGCGUGUUGUAUCUUUGGUUAGUUACAGAACCAGUUGUGAAGUAAUGGAGGGUGCAUAGCUUCUGCGUGAAGGAUAAUGCAUAUACUUCCUAGCA
Asparagus officinalis (garden asparagus) is the source of this 991-nucleotide messenger RNA. Its product is annotated as thioredoxin domain-containing protein 9 homolog. Lineage: Eukaryota; Viridiplantae; Streptophyta; Magnoliopsida; Asparagales; Asparagaceae. Bases 100 to 735 code for a protein of 211 amino acids. Gene Ontology annotation, cellular component: cytoplasm. The record is from RefSeq and is a predicted model, not a curated record. The transcript is spliced from 4 exons. Gene Ontology annotation, biological process: microtubule cytoskeleton organization.